CACCCACCGCCCCGAGCCCGCUCCGGCCGCACCGCAGCCUCAGCCCCGGGGGCCGCAGCGCUGACGCUCCAGCGCAGCCGCCGGCAGCUCCCGGACCGGAUUCCCCGACGCGCGGAUCGGGAGCGCACGGCGAAGAACGGCCAGAGGCCUCCGGGGACACCGGCCGCCAACAAAGAGAGCGCGGCACCCCGCGUCCUCAGCUUUAUACUGAGUCUGCCGUGCGUGGCGUGGGACGCUCAUUGGCCACUCGGGGCCCACCUGUGCUGUCCGCUCCUCCCCGCAGGCGCGGCCCUUUUCCGCCCUCUCACCGGCGGAACAGCGGCAGCUGAGCAGCGCCCUCGCGGUCUGGUGGGAGAGAGAAAAGCAGCGCCCUUUCUGCACACCGUUCCUGCCGGUGCCUUAGGAGCAGCUCUGAACACCGAGCGUGAUCAGUUCCGGGAGAGACGCUGCCUGACGAAACGUGGCCAAGUUCAGAACGGGCAGUUCUGAGGAAGAAACGUAACUGAAAGGAGCGUUCACGGAAAGGAGAAUGGGUUCCGUCCAGCCUAAAGCAGCACGGGCACACAGCGCCUUGCCCAUCCUCUGCGUCACCCGCCAAGUGCCCGCAGGUCCCUGAGCAAAAGCAAUGCCACGGGUGCUUUGUCUUUGCCGAGCAGGAGUGCCCCCGACCGGCUUGUCGGCCAUUCCCUCUGGCCCAGCCCAGCCCAGGACAGGCUGAUGUCCCGCUCCUGGCUGGGAUGCAGCUCAAGGCUCCAGCCCAGCUGGGCUGGGGCUGCGCUUUGGCUUUGGGCUGCAAACAGCGUCGGUGCCACAGGGCGCGCUCGGUCCCGCUGGGCGGCGCUCGCACCGCACCGCGGGCUGUUCCGCUCCUGGGGCGGCUGCGCUCGGCCGCCCCAGCCAGAGCAGCAGCGCUUGGCUGCAGAGUCCACAGGAGGGAACGGCCUGAGCUGCAGCCGGGCCAAGAACUCCUGUUAGGAGACCCCCAGGGCAGCGGAACAGCAGCUGAAGCCCCAUCAGCGGUGGGUGCGGGGGGGCCCGUGCAGACCUUUCCCUCUGUGUGCGAUUCGGCUGCGAGCCAAGCGCUUUGUUCAUGAAUGUGAUGGCCUGGGGGAGCUGCUGUGAGCUCUGCUGAGUAACUGCCUGUGUGGAGAUGGUUCUGCUCCUCACAGGUGUCCUGUCCCACCAGAGGGGAUGAGGGAUGGAUUAACUCUGAAUGCCACAGGCACCCUGACUCAGCAGUUGAGGGUCAUUAGAACCGGAGUGGUGAGACAGGUAAACUGAGGCAGGACAUGGGGAAGCAUCACGUAAUGUGCCAACCCUGUACCCAGCCAGGGGUCCCACGUGCCUGUCCCGGCCCCAGCACUGACCCGGCCUCUCCUGCCCAGCAGCUGAUGAUGUCCAGGCGCAGCAGGAGGCCGAGUCUGUCCAUGAGCAGAUUCCGGCCCCCGCUGCCCUGCUCCCGGGGGUGCACGAGCCAGGUGGGAUGCAGGGAGACCCAUCAGGGCAGCCCCUCCUGGAACCCCGGCCACUGGAGCAGAAUUCCACCACGUGCCCUGAGUGCAAGAAGAGCUUCAAGCACCGGGCAGCGCUGGCCGUGCACAUGCGGAGCCACAGGGGCGAGCGGCCCUUCAGCUGCACCGACUGCGGCAAGAGCUUCAACCGCAAAGAGCAACUGCUGAGCCACCAGCGCAUCCACACUGGGGAGAAGCCCUUCACCUGCACUGCGUGUGGCAAGAGCUUCAGCUGGAAUAGCAACCUCAUCUACCACCAGCACAUCCACACCAGGGAGAAACCCUUCACUUGCACUGAGUGUGGCAAGAGCUUCAGGCAGAAGGGCAACCUGGUCAUUCACCAGCACACCCACACCAGGGAGACGCCUUUUUCCUGCAGCCACUGUGGCAAGAGCUUCAGCUGCAAGGGCAACCUGAUCCACCACCAGCGCAUCCACAGCCGUGAGAAACCUUCAGCUGCCCCGAGUGACAAUCAGGGGACAGGCUAACAAGGGGCACUGCUGGGGGUGUUGAGCACAGGCCACCUGGUCAGGAGGAGGAAGCUGAGGAGGCUUCCUACAGCCAGCUGGAAGUGGCCUCAUGGUCACAUGCCCUGGGUCUAUGGGAUUGGUACUAAUUGGUACUAAUGAAACAUUACUAAGGCAUGUAGCCACUGCAUAUUAAUUGUUAUAACCUUUGUCUUCUUUACCCUUUGGGUCUCUGGUCUGUGUGUGAAUUGUUCUUAAUCAAAUCAAUCUUAAUUUUUCCUUUGUACAAUUCUUCUGUGCAGUAAUUAAGAAGGUGAACCUUGCCAUGAAACUAAAUAACUUUGUCGUACCGCUGUUAAA
Messenger RNA from Columba livia (rock pigeon), 2338 nucleotides. RefSeq names its product gastrula zinc finger protein XlCGF49.1-like. The record is from RefSeq and is a predicted model, not a curated record. Gene Ontology annotation, molecular function: RNA polymerase II cis-regulatory region sequence-specific DNA binding; DNA-binding transcription factor activity, RNA polymerase II-specific. Gene Ontology annotation, biological process: regulation of transcription by RNA polymerase II. The coding region runs from base 1484 to 1999 and encodes 171 amino acids. NCBI's taxonomy places the organism in Eukaryota, Metazoa, Chordata, Aves, Columbiformes, Columbidae. The transcript has a single exon.